AUGAUGUUUGAUCCGCCCCCCGUUGAGCUUCCUAGCUCAUAUGGAACUGUUGCCACAACCGGUCAUGUCAAAGUCUCUCAUCAUCCAGCUGGAGCUUCAUCCGUGACUCCUGUCAUCAUCGUGACAUUGAAUCGCCCCACGAAAAACAAUGCGUUCACGUCGCAAAUGGUGCAAGAUUUCGAAAAGCUCUACGCAAUGUUCGACGUCGAUGAACGUGUGAAGGUGAUCGUCUUGACAGGUGCUGGCAGAACCUUUUGUGCCGGAGCAGACCUGGAACUUGGAUUCAGCAGCACUCAAGAGCGUCCAGCAGAGCAUCGCGAUGGUGGUGGUCGGGUAGCACUAGCGAUCCAUCGCUGCCGCAAGCCCACGAUUGCGGCAAUGCAAGGGUCUGCCGUUGGAGUGGGCAUGACCAUGACACUCCCAGCGAUUAUACGCGUUGCCUACGAAAAAGGCAAGUAUGGCUUCGUGUUCGGUCGCCGCGGUAUCGUCAUGGAGUCCUGCUCUUCCUAUUUUCUCCCCCGUCUUGUCGGGUUCAGCAAUGCUAGCUACCUAGUGAGCAUCGGCGCAGUGUUCCCACCCAGCUCCAAACACUUUGGCGACUUGUUCAAUGAAGUUAUCGCAGAGUCUUCUCAGGUGCUGCCUCGAGCGCUUGAGAUAGCCUCCGAGAUAGCAGAGAAUGUCAGUCCAACAUCCCAAUAUCUUAACCGGGCAUUGAUGUGGCGGAACCCGGGGACGCCAGAGGAGGCUCACUUGUUGGAAUCCGCUGUGAUCUGCCAAAUUUUUGGAACGGCGGACCAGAAUGAAGGAGUCAGCUCCUUUUUUGAGAAGCGAAAGCCUACAUUCAGUGCUAACCUGGAUGACAAUCCGCCGAGUAAUGUGCCCUGGUGGACUGAAGUUGACACUGGAAGAAACCCCAAGGCAAAGAAGCAGCUAUCCAAGCUAUGA
This is a messenger RNA of Penicillium diatomitis, 945 nucleotides long. RefSeq names its product enoyl-CoA hydratase/isomerase family protein. NCBI's taxonomy places the organism in Eukaryota, Fungi, Ascomycota, Eurotiomycetes, Eurotiales, Aspergillaceae. The transcript is spliced from 4 exons. The record is from RefSeq and is a predicted model, not a curated record. The coding region runs from base 1 to 945 and encodes 314 amino acids.